AUGGCCAGAGCUGGUGGGAGCCUUGAGGCCUGGGGAAGUUUGGUCUUAUUGGGUCUGUACAGCUGCACCGUCACCAGGGCAGCCGAAUCCAAUCCAGUGAAAAACCUGAGGGUAGAGGCUCAGACCAACAGCUCUGUCAUCUUGGGUUGGGAUGUCCCCGAGGGCUCUGACCCCCAGAACCUCACCUACUACAUCCAGUGGUCUGGAGAUGGUGCCAAAAAUGAGACACUGCAAACAGCAGACACCAGUGUCACCGUGGACGGACUAGACCCUGCCUCUACCUAUGAAUUUUCAGUGUGGGUGGAAAAAGAUGGAGUCCACAGCUCCAAGGAGAUUCGCAAUGCCAGCACAGCUCCAAACCCGGUGAGAAACCUGAGAGCAGAAGCUCAGACCAACACCUCCAUCACCCUGCACUGGGAUGUCCCUGAGGGCUCUGACCGCGAGAACCUCACCUACUACAUCCAGUGGUCUGGAGAUGGUGCCAAAAAUGAGACACUGCAAACAGCAGACACCAGUGUCACCGUGGAUGGACUAGACCCUGCCUCUACUUAUGAAUUUUCAGUGUGGGUGGAAAAAGAUGGAGUCCACAGCUCCAAGGAGAUUCACAAUGCCAGCACAGCCCCAAAUCCAGUGAGAAACCCAAGGGCAGAUGCUCAGACCAACACCUCCAUCGCCCUGCACUGGGAGGUCCCCGAGGGCUCUGAUCCCCAGAACCUCACAUACUGGGUCCGAUGGUCAAGAGAUGGUGACAACAAUGAGAACUUAACCACAACCAGCACCAGUGUCACUGUGAAUGGACUUGAGGCUGGGUCUCAGUAUGAAUUUUCCAUGUGGGUGGAGAAAGAUGGAGUCAGUAGUUCCACGGAGACUUUCAGAACCUUCACAGUUCCCAACACUGUGACAAGUCUCGUGAUCCAGGACCAGACCAACAGCUCCAUCACCCUGAGCUGGACAGCUCCCAUGGGUCCCAGCUCUCCCAGCUACACCUACUGGAUCUCAUGGGUCCUGGAAGGCAAUACUACCACCGGAGUCCAACACACCCCGGAUACCACCAUCACGCUGAAGGCACUGGAACCUGGGAGCUUGUACAGCGUCACCAUCUGGGCCGAGAGGAAUGAGGUCAAAGGUUAUACCAGCACUCUCACUGAGGCCACCGCUCCCAAUGAAGUCACACAUCUGCAGAAUGGAAGUCAGACCAACAACUCAGUCACCCUGAGUUGGAAUGCCCCUGAGGACCCCAAUUCUCAGCUCUAUACCUACUGGGUACAGUGGGCCAGUGAGGAACAUGCCCAAAGGAAGCAAGAUCCUUCGGGACAUUGGGCCAACUUCAUGAACAGUACCAAGGAGACCUGGUACAAAGUGGAGAUGCUCAGUUCUGGCACUUUGUACAAUUUCAGCGUGUGGGCAGAAAGGAAUGGUGUGUCUGGUUCCAAACAUAUCCUCCAAGCAUCCACAGCCCCGGACGCUGUCACCAUCAGCUCCUGCGUCAGCACCUCCGGGGGUUAUGGGGUCAUCCUGACCUGGUCUUGCCCAUCCGGUGGAUACGAAUCUUUCGAGUUGGAGGUGGGUGGGCCAAGGGGCUCCCAGGACAGAUCUUCAUGUGAGAGAGGUGUGUCCGUUUCUGGUCUUGGGCCAGCUCAGUCCUACACAGCUAUCGUCAAGACUGUCUGGAAUGGACUAAAGUCGCAGCCUGCCUCAGUGACCUGCUAUACAGAGAGCACAGGGGUCAUUAUUGGAGCCAUUGUGGGCAUCUUCUUGGUUUUCAUCCUAGUGGGCCUGCUGGUUUUUUUCCUGAAGAAGAGGAAUAAGAAGAACCAGCCAAAGACAGCACCACCCAGGGACCUGGUGUUCAGCCUCCCAGGGGACAUCCUAGCCAAGGACUUUGCUGACCAUGUCAGGCAGAAUGAGAAGGACAGCAACUAUGGCUUUGCAGAGGAGUACCAGCAAUUGGCCCUGGAGGGCCAAGGCCAAUCCCAGAUGGUGGCUUCAGCUCCAGAGAACAAGGCCAAGAACCGUUACAGAAACGUGCUGCCCUAUGACUGGUCCCGGGUGCCGCUGCAGUCACUUCACGAGGAGCCAGGUUCUGACUACAUCAAUGCCAGCUUCAUGCCUGGUCUCUGGAGCCCCAACGAGUUCAUUGCAGCCCAGGGUCCCCUGCCCCAUACAGUGGGUGAUUUCUGGCGUCUUGUAUGGGAACAGCAGAGCCACACCCUUGUCAUGCUGACCAACUGCAUGGAAUCUGGACGGGUGAAGUGUGAACAUUAUUGGCCUCUUGAUGCUCAGCCCUGUGUUCAUGGGCAGCUGCGGGUAACACUUCUGGGAGAGGAAGUGACAGAGAACUGGACAGUGAGGGAUCUUCAGCUUCUCCAUAUGGAGGAACAGAAGACUCUCUCUGUGCGCCAGUUCCAUUACCUGGCCUGGCCGGACCAUGGAGUCCCUUACUCCCCAGACCCCUUGCUGGCUUUCUGGAAAAUGCUUAGGGAGUGGUUGGAUCAGGUCGUGGACGGAGGUCCUCCCAUCGUGCACUGCAGUGCUGGUGUGGGCCGGACAGGCACCCUCAUCGCCCUGGAUGUCCUGCUCCGACAGCUGGAGUGUGAGGGGCUCGUGGGGCCCUUCAACUUUGUGAGGAAGAUGAGGGAAAGCCGCCCAUUGAUGGUGCAGACAGAGGCCCAGUAUGUGUUCCUGCACCAGUGCAUCUUGAGGUUCCUGCAGCAGUCAGCCCAGGCCACCGCCCAGAAGGAAGCAGUGUAUGACAAGGUGGAAAACCUCAUUUAUGAGAAUGCAGCUGCCAUCAGGGCCCAUGAGUUGGAGGUCUAA
Jaculus jaculus (lesser Egyptian jerboa) is the source of this 2817-nucleotide messenger RNA. RefSeq names its product protein tyrosine phosphatase receptor type H (gene Ptprh). Bases 1 to 2817 code for a protein of 938 amino acids. The record is from RefSeq and is a predicted model, not a curated record. Lineage: Eukaryota; Metazoa; Chordata; Mammalia; Rodentia; Dipodidae. Gene Ontology annotation, biological process: protein dephosphorylation. Gene Ontology annotation, molecular function: protein tyrosine phosphatase activity; protein binding. The transcript has 18 exons.